AUGGAUGAAAAGGUGAAAACUCUUGAAUUGGAGUUACAACAAGUGAGAGAGGAGAACAAUACUCUAAGGCUCAUGCUUGAAGUUAUGAGUAUUAAGUGCACAAAUUUACAACAAGAGAUCAACAAAGAAGAACACAAUGAGAUCAUAAGUUCGAAUCAAAUUGGGUUAUUACCUAACUUUGAUACAAGCAAAAGAGCAAGACUAGAGCACUUUCCAACAGCCAAAAAACCAUUACAAGUAUUUGUUAAAACUCAUCCUAAUGAUGAAAGUUUGAUAAUAAAAGAUGGCUAUCAAUGGAGAAAGUAUGGACAGAAAGUUACCAAAGAUAAUGCUUCUCCUAGAGCUUACUUUAGGUGCUCUAUGGCUCCUAGUUGUCCUGUAAAGAAGAAGGUGCAAAAAUGCUUAAAUGAUAAGUCUAUCAUUGUUGCAACUUAUGAUGGAGAACACAAUCACGGUGUCUCUAAUGACUCGUUCAAACCAUCUUCAUCCACACUCAAUGAUUCAUCAAUAUCUACUUAUAAUAAACUAUCAACAAUACUAAGUGGACAAGAAGCCAUAAACACUAGAGUUUUUGAUAAUGUUAUGCAACAACAGUUUGGCUGUGAAAAGCAUAUCAAGAUUGAAGAAUAUGCGAGUUUGCUAAUCAAAGAUCCUGACUUCACUGUGGUAUUAGCUAAAGCAGUUGCAAAAACUAUCAACGGUCAACAACAUAAGCGACAAAAUCUAAAUCUCAGUUUAAAUCUUUUUGAAAAGUGA
This is a messenger RNA of Lathyrus sativus (Indian pea), 756 nucleotides long. NCBI's taxonomy places the organism in Eukaryota, Viridiplantae, Streptophyta, Magnoliopsida, Fabales, Fabaceae. The record is from the annotation of a GenBank genome assembly.